GGCUGAACACGCUGCCCGCCAGCAUGGAGCAACCGGCGUACUGCCUCUGCCUCUUCUUGGCUCUCCUCCUCCCUCUCCUGCUCCUCCUCAAGCUGUAUAGGAGGAAUCAUGGCGCCCGCUAUGGCGGCGUGUGUCUGCCGCCCGGCCCGUGGCAGCUGCCGGUCAUCGGUAGCUUGCACCACCUGGCCGGAAACCCUCUCGCGCACCGGGUCAUGGCCGACCUCGCGCGCCGGCUUGACGCGCCGCUCAUGUACCUCAAGCUCGGCGAGGUCCCCGUCGUCGUGGCCACGUCCCGGGAGGCCGCUCGCGAGAUCAUGCGGACGCACGACGCCGUCUUCGCGUCGCGGCCGUGGAGCUCCACCUUCAAGUCCUAUGAGAUGGACGGGCAAGGGCUGAUAUUCGCGCGGUACGGCGCCCUGUGGCGGCAGCUCCGCAAGAUUUGUGUCAUGCAGCUGCUCAGCCCGCGACGCGUCCAGUCUUUCCGCCGCAUCAGGGAGGAGGAGGUCGCACGGCUCGUGGCCGCCGUCGCAGCCACGCCGCCCGGCGAGCUCGUGAACGUCAGCCAGCGGAUCGCUGUGCUCAUCACUGACUCCGCGAUACGCGCCAUGAUAGGUGACAGGUUCAAGAAACGUGAGGAGUUUUUGCAGGCCAUCGACGAGGCGGUCAAGCUCUUCUCUGGGUUCUUCAACCUUGGCGACCUAUUCCCCUCGUCGAGGCUCGCGAGCUUCAUCGGUGGCACGGCGCGGCUUGCCCAGGAGAACAGCCGCAAGUGUUCGGAGCUCAUGGAGUACGUGAUCAACCAGCACGAGGAUCAGAGUUCCGUGGAGGAACAAGAGGACCUAGUGGACGUGCUCUUGAGGAUACGGAAGGAAGGUGGCCUCGAGGUGCCUCUCACCAUGGGAACCAUUAAAACCGUUAUCUUCGAUCUGUUUGGUGCUGGGAGCGAGACCUCAGCGACAACACUCCAAUGGGCAAUGUCAGAGCUAAUGAGGCACCCAAACGUGAUGCGAAAAGCACAGGCCGAAGUGCGCAGUAAUUGCCAAGGAAAGCACAAGUUAACCGAGGAUGACUUGGCUGAUCUCAAGUACCUCCAACUCAUCAUCAAGGAGACACUGAGGUUGCAUCCAGCUGCACCAUUGCUUAUCCCCAGGGAGGCUUCGGAGCCUUGCAAAAUCCUUGGGUACGACGUACCUAAGGGCAUUAUGGUGUUGGUGAAUGCGUGGGCAAUUGGCAGAGACCGUAAGCACUGGGAAGACCCUGAUGAGUUCAAGCCAGAGAGGUUUGAGUCUGGCAUGGUUGAUUUCAAAGGAUCAAACUUUGAGUACAUACCAUUUGGGGCGGGACGAAGGAUGUGCCCUGGAAUGAUAUUUGCACAAGCGAGCAUGGAGAUCGUGCUUGCCACUCUCCUCUACCACUUCGACUGGGAGCUCCCUGCUGGAGAUAAGCCAGGGAACAUGGACAUGAAUGAGGAGAUGGGCAUCACAGUUUGACGUAAGAAAGACUUAUGGUUGCACGUCACCGUUCGUGUGCCACCGAUUUGAUUGACAAAUGCACUGAGACAUGAUCAUGAAUUUUCAUGUACUAUGGGGGAAUAAGUUGAACUAUGGAAUAGUGGACCGUGGCCAUAUCAGUUUUUGAUUUCAUGGUAGCCCAAUCAUGUAAUGAGUGUGGAAUAUCUUACAUUGUGUACAGAGAGAAUAGUACACAAUAUGUCGUGAAAUUGCUUAAGCAAUAUGAGAUGGUUGUUGAUAUUCCAUAUGCUCAAUCAACCUAGACAAUGAGGUUUGAAUUCAUGACUAGAUAAUGCAAUCUGAAUAUCAGAAAAAAAGAUAAUAGAAUCUGAAUUGAGAAUA
Molecule: messenger RNA, 1853 nt
Organism: Triticum aestivum (bread wheat)
Lineage: Eukaryota; Viridiplantae; Streptophyta; Magnoliopsida; Poales; Poaceae
Product: zealexin A1 synthase-like
Exons: 2
Coding region: 24-1490 (488 amino acids)
Molecular function (GO): monooxygenase activity; iron ion binding; heme binding
Source: RefSeq, a predicted model, not a curated record